Ostrinia nubilalis (European corn borer) is the source of this 1197-nucleotide messenger RNA. Its product is annotated as transcriptional repressor scratch 2-like. NCBI's taxonomy places the organism in Eukaryota, Metazoa, Arthropoda, Insecta, Lepidoptera, Crambidae. The transcript has 2 exons. The record is from RefSeq and is a predicted model, not a curated record. Bases 1 to 1197 code for a protein of 398 amino acids. Gene Ontology annotation, biological process: regulation of DNA-templated transcription. Gene Ontology annotation, molecular function: DNA-binding transcription factor activity, RNA polymerase II-specific; RNA polymerase II cis-regulatory region sequence-specific DNA binding.
AUGCCUAACAGUUCGGCAGCGAUCGCUCCCUUUUUAAUUAAUCGAAUGUUGGAGAGCAAUCGAGUCGAGCUAUUCGAUUUAUUCGGACAGCCGAGUUACACCGAGGAGCAGCCUUCCACGCAGUUCACCGCCCAGCUGCCGCGCGAGGUGAGCCCGGCCCCCGCCGCGCCCGCCACCGCCGCCCAGCCUCUGUCCUACGCCCUUCUGCACCUCUCCGCCUCUGACUCGGCCGAACAGCCUUUCCUGCACGUGCAGCUCCAGUCUUCGCCUGUCUCCUCCCCUCCUCCGCCACCGGCGAGCGGCAAAUCACUCAUCUACACGAGCACGGGCGCGCUCCUCUCUCUACCACCCAAGAAAAAGGACAUCUACCGCCCCUACUGCCUGGGCGACCGCGCCGCGCAUCUCAACCGCCCCGAAGAAGACCUCAAGGCGGCGCACGCGAUCCUAGACCUCAGCCAGCACGCGGUCUACCUCAGCAAUCCACGCGUUGAGCCAGCGCUACCCCCGCCGCCACCGCCGCCACCACCGCCACCGCCACCGCCACCACCGCCGCCACCACCGCCGCCGCCGCCACCGCCACCUAUCGAGCCUGAGCCCGAGCCCGAGCAGGAUAAGCAGUGUGAGACCGUCGCCUACACCUAUGACGCGUUCUUCGUCUCGGACGGCCGCUCCAAACGGCGCAACUUCGCCAACUCACCGAUCGAGUGCGCCCAACAACCCGAAGUCAAGUCCAAGUACACCUGCAGCGAAUGCGGCAAACGAUAUGCGACCUCCUCCAAUCUGUCGCGGCACAAGCAGACGCAUCGCAGCCUCGACUCGGGGUCGGCGAAGCGCUGCGGCGAGUGCGGCAAGGCGUACGUGUCCAUGCCGGCGCUGGCCAUGCACGUGCUCACGCAUCAGCUGUCGCACGUGUGCGGCGUGUGCGGCAAGCUGUUCUCGCGGCCCUGGCUGCUGCAGGGCCAUCUGCGAUCGCACACAGGUGAGAAGCCUUACGGCUGCGCCCACUGCGGGAAAGCGUUCGCGGACCGAUCCAACUUGCGCGCUCACAUGCAGACGCAUUCGUCGGACAAGAACUUCGAGUGCGGGCGCUGCCACAAGACAUUCGCGCUAAAGAGCUACCUGAACAAGCACCAGGAGUCGGCCUGCGUGCGCGACGACGACGAGCCGCCCAGCCCGCCCGCCUCCGCCUCCGGGUAG